Messenger RNA from Dendronephthya gigantea, 2817 nucleotides. RefSeq lists its product as uncharacterized. Gene Ontology annotation, molecular function: nucleic acid binding. The record is from RefSeq and is a predicted model, not a curated record. NCBI's taxonomy places the organism in Eukaryota, Metazoa, Cnidaria, Anthozoa, Malacalcyonacea, Nephtheidae. The transcript has a single exon. The coding region runs from base 1 to 2817 and encodes 938 amino acids.
AUGGUAGUCCACUUGUUUGGCAACACAUCAAGUCCCGCUGUGGCAACGUUCGGCCUCAGAAAAACGGCAGAGAGUGGAGAGAAAGAAUUUGGUCAAGACGCUAAAAACUUUGUUGUCGAAGAUUUCUACGUAGACGACAGUUUGACAUCACGCGAUACAGCGGAAGAAACCGUAUCUCUCAUCAAGAAAACGCAAGCAAUGCUCGAAACUGCAAACUUGAGACUUCAUAAGAUUGCUUCUAACUCCAUUGAAGUCAUGAAAUCAUUUCCAGACCAAGACCGAGUCGAAGGCCUCAAAGAUCUACAUAUCGAACAAGGCCCACUUCCCUCACAACGGUCGUUAGGAGUAAUGUGGGAUUUGGAGAAGGAUGCCUUCGCGUUCCAAAUCACGUUGCCAGAGAAACCGUGUAUGCGUAGAGGCGUGUUAUCUGUCGUUAACUCAAUAUACGACCCAUUGGGAUUCGCGAUUCCGGUAACCCUGCAAGGACGAUUAUUACUACGGGAUCUUGUCAAAAUUGGGAAUGAAAAACGGGGUAACGAAGCACCUCUCGGAUGGGACGACCCUCUUCCGCAACCAUUGCAAAAUCGAUGGAGUUGCUGGAGAGAUUCGUUACGCGACUUAGAAGACAUCCGAAUUCCAAGAUCUUAUCGUCCCGAAACCUUUGGCAUAACGAAAAGAUCAGAAAUCCACGCAUUCUCGGACGCCAGCCAUAAAGCAAUCGGUACCGCAAUCUACCUUAAGCCAGAAAACAAUGAGGGAGUAGUAAAUGUCUCACUUCUGUUCGCACAAGCUCGAUUAUCCCCAAAGCAAGCAACGACUACCCCAAGGUUCGAACUUUGCGCCGCAGUGUUAUCAGUCCGAGCUGUAAAGUGGAUAACUCGCGAACUGCGAGAAAAUAUCGACGAAAUUGUGUUCCACACCGAUUCCAAAGUUGUAUUAGGCUAUAUUCAGAAUGAAAGCCGACGCUUCUACGUCUACGUAGCGAACAGGGUUCAGAUAAUUCGCAAUAUUUCAGAUCCCUCGCAGUGGAGAUACGUGGAAACAACCAAUAAUCCUGCCGACAUAGCGACUCGAGGUAAACCAGCGAAACAGCUCAAAAAAUCGUCAUGGUUUAACGGUCCAGAAUUUCUGCAUAACGGUAAUUCCUCUUCCAUGCUAGACCCUGAACUUGGUAUUACAAAUGACGAUCCCGAGGAUCGCCCCGACGUGUUAACCUAUUCAUCCGAGGUUCAACUUGUAGAAUGCCUGGGAUCGAAAAGAUUUAAUCGUUUUUCAAAGUGGUCUACACUCUGCAGAGCUCUAGUUAACCUGAUGAUUAAAGUAAAGCAAUUCAAAGCCCGACGGCGAGGAGGAAAUUUGCCAACAGGCAACACCAGACAUACCCGCAGCAAUCCACCGAAUCCUCCAACCCCAACAUAUCCCUUGACAAACCCAUCUGCAAUGGAAUUGAAACAGGCUGAAAAUCUGAUUAUUAAAACUGCGCAAAUGGACGCCUUCACUCCCGAGAUCAGAAGUAUACAGCAAUCGAAGUCGUUGAAGAAAUCAAGCCUAUACAAUCUCGAUCCUUUCAUCAACGGCAACGGGGUACUUCGAGUUAAUGGUCGCCUACGUCAUGCUGAAUUACUAUUUGAGGAAAAACAUCCAGCUAUCAUCCCUAGAGAUUCUCACUUGGGAAAUUUAAUAAUCAACCACUAUCACGAAACCGUCCAUCAUCAAGGCAGGCAGAUUACUCAUGGAAGAAUCCUUCAAGCGGGAAUAUGGAUAAUUGGAGCGAACCGGACGAUUUCAAGGAGAAUCAAGCGCUGUGUCAUAUGUCGACGACUGGGUGGGAAGCUAUUAACACAAAUCAUAGCCAAUCUACCACGCGAUAGAUUGGAAACACCGCCGCCGUUUACUAACGUAGGUUUUGACGUUUUUGGGCCCUGGACUAUACAGACCCGGAAACUAAGAGCAGGAGCAGCUAACGCAAAACGUUGGGGACUAAUAUUCACGUGUCUCAACUACCGAGCUGUCCAUAUUGAGGUGUUCGAAUCGAUGGAGACGAGCUCGUUUAUCUGUGCCCUUAGGCGAUUCUUCGCUUUACGUGGCCCACCAUCUCUUCUGCGAUGCGACCGAGGUACCAACUUCAUUGGGGGAAAGUCUGAAUUAGAUCAAACCUUAAACGCCAUGAACCAGAAGGACAUUAAGAAAUACGUCUCAGAACAAAACUGCAAAUGGAAAUUUAACCCUCCCCAUGCCUCGCACUUCGGUGGGGUUUGGGAGAGACAAAUCGGCACGGUUAGGCGUGUGCUGGACGCAAUGUUCCUGGAACUUGGAAGUCCACAACUAACACACAAGCUACUGGUUACCCUUAUGGCCGAAGCUACUGGCAUAAUUCACUCACGCCCCAUCGCCGUCGUACCUUCCGAUAUCGAUCAACCCCAACCACUUUCACCUAGUACACUUUUGACUAUGAAGACCCGACCCCUUCUACCUCCACCGGGCGUGUUCACACCAGAGGAUGUCUAUUCACGUCGUCAUUGGCGAAGAUCACAAUACUUAGCCGAUCAGUUUUGGAUACGUUGGAAACGAGAAUACCUUCAAGAACAGCAGAGAAGAACAAAAUGGAACAAAAAACAGCCAAAUAUAAGAGAAGGAGAUAUCAUCAUCAUGAAGGAUCAAAGCCCACGUAACCAAUGGCCUCUUGGCAGAGUCGUCGAAGCGAUACCGAGUGAAGACGGAAAAGUCAGAAAGGCAAAAAUCGUUAUUUCAAAGGACGGAGAGAAAAAAGUCUACUACAGACCAAUUAGUGAACUUGUUACUUUAAUGCAUACCUAA